Molecule: messenger RNA, 3522 nt
Organism: Tilletiopsis washingtonensis
Lineage: Eukaryota; Fungi; Basidiomycota; Exobasidiomycetes; Entylomatales
Exons: 6
Coding region: 286-3237 (983 amino acids)
Molecular function (GO): oxidoreductase activity; molybdenum ion binding; molybdopterin cofactor binding
Source: RefSeq, a predicted model, not a curated record
GCAAAAAGCGCGGCUUAUCUCGCCUUAUCAUCCACGCGCCGAGAGGCAGAGUGCGCGCGACGGCUCCAGCGACCCGCGACCCGGCCGGAGAAGAGCUUCAGCGGCCAUCAGCAGCGGCUCAGCGCAGGCGACAGCUCAGCUGCAGACCGAGGUGCGCGCGAGAGGCCGAUGCCGAUGCAGCCUCCUCGAUGAAGGCGCUCGGCGACGAGGCAUGCCAAGCGGACGCGGCAGCGGUGCACAGCUGCUGCAAGCGCGCGCCGCCGGGCCAGGCCGCCGCCGCCACCCAUGCACCGCCGCCGUUCCUCGCCGUUGCGGCUGGGCUGCUCCCCCGCAAACGGACGAUGCGUGCCAAAUUCGCAGGCUCUGGGUGGCCGCGGAGGGUCAGGAGGUGGAGCGGGCCGGCGAGAAGCAGCUGCUUUGCCGUCGUCGUCCGUCAGCCGUCCCUCCCACCCUGACACAUCCACCGCCGCCAUGAGCAUCUCUACCCGGCCAGCCUCCGUGGCGUCGAGCAGCAGCAGCCGCUCGCUCGUCGACACGGGCGCCACGACGCCCGAGCAUGCCGAGGGCAGCGCCAAGCCGUCGCCGCCCUCGUCGGCGUCGUCGCUUGACAGCGAGUACGGCGCGCUGCUGCCGCGCGUGCCCAAGUCGGACGACGUCAAGCCGCUCGCCAUCGACGCCGGCACGCCCGACGCCUGGAUCCCGCGCGAUGAGCGCCUCAUUCGCCUCACCGGCAAGCACCCGCUCAACACGGAGCCGCCGCUGAUCGAGAUUCUCAAGACGGGCUUCCUGACGCCGCAGUCGCUCAUGUACGUGCGCUCGCACGGCGCCGUGCCGCACGUCAGCGAGGGCGCGGCGAAAGACUGGAAGCUGCGCGUGCACGGCCUCGUCGAGCGCGAGGUCAGCCUGACGAUCGACGAGCUCAAGGAGAAGUUCGAGACGGUGACGCUGCCCAUCACGAUGGUGUGCGCGGGCAACCGGCGCAAGGAGCAGAACAUGGUCACCAAGGGCCUCGGCUUCAACUGGGGCGCCGCGGGCGUGUGCACGGGCCUGUACACGGGCAUCUACCUCGCCGACCUGCUCGAGUACUGCCGGCCGAUCAAGCCGCUCGGCGCGUUCCCCUACGACCGCGACGUGCCCGGGCGUGCGCGCCACGUCAUCUUCGAGGGCAUCGACGAGCUGCCGAAGGGCAAGUACGGCACGAGUCAGCGCCUGCAGUGGGCGCGCGACCGUUCCAAGGGCAUGCUCAUCUGCUGGGGCAUCAACGGCGAGCCGCUCAGCCCCGACCACGGCUUCCCGCUGCGCCUCGUCGUGCCCGGCCAGAUCGGCGGCCGCAUGGUCAAGUGGCUCGACCGCAUCGAGGUCUCGGCCUCCGAGAGCCAGCACUACCUGCACUUCUGGGACAACAAGGUGCUGCCGACGCAAGUCACGGCCGACCAGGCGCGCGAAGAGGAGCACUGGUGGAAGGACCCCAAGUACAUCAUCAACGACCUCAACGUCAACGCCGCCGCCUUUGCGCCCGACCACAACGAGACACUCGCCAUCGCCGGGCCGAGCGCCGUGCGCACGUACAAGCUCGGCGGCUACGCCUACACGGGCGGCGGCAAGCGCAUCACGCGCGUCGAGAUCUCGCUCGACGACGGGCGCAGCUGGCGCGAGGCGGUGCUCGAUCUGCCCGAGGACAAGUACCGCGAGCACCCGAUCCGCAACCACCCGUUCUACGGCACGCUCGACCUGAGCGAGAGCGAGAUGAGCUUCGCCUGGUGCUUCUGGGAGCUCGAGGUCGACGUCGCGCAGCUCGCCGAGUCGAGUGUCAUCUCCGUGCGCGCGACCGACGAGGGCCUGGCGUCGAUGCCGCGCGACAUGUACUGGAACGCCACGUCGAUGAUGAACAACUGGUGGUUCCGCGUCGCCGUGCACCGCGACGGCGACAUGCUGCGCUUCGAGCACCCGACGCUCGCAGGCACGGCCGCCGGCGGCUGGAUGGAGCGCAUGAACGAGGAGGGCGAGGACCCGCGCUACCCCGUCUUUGAGAAGACGGAGAAGACGGAGGCGGCGCCCAAGCCCAAGAAGGAGAAGAUCGACGUCACGGCGCUCAUGACGGACCCGGAGAAGCUCGCCACCGUCGUCACGCGCGCGCAGGUCGCCGAGCACGCCAACGAGACGGCGCCGUGGUUCGUCGUUGACGGCCACGUCUACGACGGCACGGCCUUCCUCGAGGGCCACCCCGGCGGCUCCGAGUCGAUCACGCUCGUGGCCGGCGAGGACGCGUCGGAGGACUUCAUGGCGAUCCACUCGAUGGACGCCAAGAAGCAGAUGCGCGCCUACCACGUCGGUAAGCUCGAGGCCGGCGGGCUGGCGGCGCAGGCUGAGGAGUCCGAGGCCGAGCUGCACGACCCGGCGCGGCCCUUCCUGCGCGUCAAGACGUGGAAGCGCUCGCUGCUCGGCCGCAGGACGAAGCUGUCGCACGACGCCGCCAUCUACCACUUUGCCCUCGACGCGCCAGAGCAGGAAGUCGGCCUGCCGAUCGGGCAGCACGUCUACCUGCGCCUGCGCGAGGCCGACGGCAAGGUCGUCGGCGAGGGCGAGGGCACGCUGAUCCAGCGCGCCUACACGCCCUUCUCGGGCAACGAGACCAAGGGCGAGCUGCAGAUCCUCAUCAAGACGUACUUCCCCGCCAAGGACGGCAGCCGCGCCGGCGGCAAGUUCACCAUGCUGCUCGAGUCGCUGCGGCCGGGGCAGGACUACGUCGAGAUGAAGGGCCCGCUCGGCCACCUGCAGUACCGGCCCGGCGGCGUCAUUGCGCUGCACGGCGAGGAGCGGCGCGUCAAGCGCGUGGCGAUGAUCGCCGGCGGCAGCGGCAUCACGCCCAUCUGGUCGACGCUCAAGGGCCUGCUCGAGGACGCCGACGCCACACACGUGCAGAUCGGCAUCAUCGACGCCAACCGCACCGAGUCGGACAUUCUGGCGCGCACGCAGCUCGACGAGAUUCUCGCGUCCAACGCGCAGCGCAACGUCAAGCUCUGGCACGUCCUCUCCGGCGAGACGCAGCCUGAGUGGAGCAUGGGCCGCGGACGCAUCACGCGCGACCUGCUCGCCACGCACCUGCCGGCGCCGCCGAGUGGCGCCGACGACGACGAGGCGCUGGCGCUCAUCUGUGGCCCGCCGCCGAUGGAGGAGGUCGUCGUUGCCGCGCUCAAGGAGCUCGGCUGGCCCGAGAGCAGCAUCGUUCAGUUCUAGGUCCCCGCUCCGCUUCAUGCUUGUACUGUAGUGCUUCUGGGUGACGCAGAUGUCCAUUACAUGUCUUCACUGUCUGCUUCGUCCUCCUCCUCGUCGCUCUCCUCGCUCUCGCUCUCCUCUGCGUCCUCUGCGCACACGCGCUCCCACUCCGUCUCGAGCCAGCGCGCGUCCGCCUCGCUCAUCUCGCGCAGCGCAUUGCGCAGCAGCCUGAGCGCCUCUUGCGGCUGCUCCAUCUCCUGCAUGACGAAGCGCAGGCGCGCCAGCACGCCCUCGCGCGACGUGGCC